Molecule: messenger RNA, 490 nt
Organism: Racocetra fulgida
Lineage: Eukaryota; Fungi; Glomeromycota; Glomeromycetes; Diversisporales; Gigasporaceae
Source: the annotation of a GenBank genome assembly
AUGUCUUCAGAUUUGGAUACAUCUUUUCAACCUCAAAAUUCUUUUUCAGAUACUGAUGCAUCUCCGCAGCCUCAAAAUUCUAAUACUAUAAAAAUGAUUUCACCUGCUAAAAAUAAUGGUUAUCCAAGAAAAAGAAACAAUAAUACUAAUAUAGCUUGUCAUACAUAUAUUUAUCAAACUCAUGGUUCAACUACCAAUUUGCAUAAUUAUUUGAAAAUUCAUAGAAUUAAUAAACUUAAUUAUAAAAAUUUUCUGGAUGAACAUAAUGAACAAAUAACUCGAAAAGUUUCUGGUGCAAAAUAUCCUACUAUUAAUUUGAUCUAUUCUUAUAUGUACUUGUUAAAACAAAGACUUUCACCAACUGGUAAUAAUACAAUAGAAAGCUACUUAGACUUAAUCUACGGUCCAGUCUUAUCAGAAGAUACUAAUGAAAUUAAUAAUAUUGAUAGUAGCACAGAUAGUAGUGCUGAAGAUUCAGCAUCUAGCUCUG